This is a messenger RNA of Ctenopharyngodon idella (grass carp), 10261 nucleotides long. RefSeq names its product neuroblast differentiation-associated protein AHNAK. The coding region runs from base 1008 to 9590 and encodes 2860 amino acids. NCBI's taxonomy places the organism in Eukaryota, Metazoa, Chordata, Actinopteri, Cypriniformes, Xenocyprididae. Gene Ontology annotation, cellular component: cytoplasm; nucleus. Gene Ontology annotation, biological process: regulation of RNA splicing. The record is from RefSeq and is a predicted model, not a curated record. The transcript is spliced from 6 exons.
UCAGAAAAGAAUGUUGUUGGAGUCUGAUGAAUGGCUAUCGCAUAUGUGCAAAUACCUGCAGUUUAUUAUCAUGUUUUGCCAUGUAGAACAAUGUAAAACUCAGGGAAAAUGGUUUGUUUUAUAAAUGGUCACAUUUGUAAGGAUGAAAAUGUAAGUCUGUCUUAGAAGUAAAUGUUUGGUGUUUUUUUUAAGUUAUUUGUCUGUUUCAGGUUUUUAUAUAUAUAUAUAUAUAUAUAUAUAUAUAUAUAUAUAUAUAUAUAUAAUCUUUAAUUCAUUGGUUUUCAAGAGGAUCUGCUUAAAGUAAUUUUUUCCCUCUUUGAACAGGUAAAAAAAAAAAUAUUUUUUCCAUUCUUGCAAACUUAGGUGUGAGAGUCUCACUGCGUUCUAAUAUUCAGUUCUGUGGUUUGAACACAUUAUCUCUUCUGAGAAUUCACAAUGCAUAAUUGGUUUCAUUAAAGGUGUGAACGUUCGUAAUAAGCCAUCUCCACCCAGAUAACAUGAGUGAGAUUGACUACACCUUGUACAGUUUCCCAACUCAUGAGUCAUAUGGGAGUACAUGUGUGCAUAGUUAAAACUUUAACCCAUUCCUUUUGAUUUCCUCCCGUCAGUCUAGAAUUAGGGAGAGGUUUGUUAUUGUUAUGUCACCCUGCCUCCAAUACAGAACAGUCAGUGAUGCUGAAGCUUUACAAGGUAUGUGUUUGGCCAGAUCUGUGAGCUUGAGGUUAAACCAGUUUUUCCACUCUUGAAGUGUAUUACUUUCUGCAAUGAGAAUUCCAUAAACAGUAGGAAGAGAACAGAGGUAAACACGGUCUCAUCCUGUGGAAACUGUCUUCAGCAUAGCACAUUAUCACUGCUGAUACCGAACAAGGAUUUAAAAGCUCAUGGGAUACAAGAUGAUCAUGGGAGCACCUGGUACCUCUGCGAUUACGCAUGUUUAAAACAGAGGGUGUGGUUAAUAAGGUUUGAGUUUUGGAGGCUUUUCUUCACUGUAAAUAUAUACUUGUGAAAUGGCUCUUCAUCAAAGAAGCCUUUCUGACAGCCUGCUGCUUGAAGAUGAUAAUGUCUCUGGAAAGAGAUCGGAGUACACAGACCUGCACUUUCUUGAAGAUGAUGAAAUUGUGGGUGCCAGUGGUCAGUUUGAUCUGAAGAGGAAUAAACAAAAGAGAAAUGAAGUGGACAUUUUAAAGAUGAUUGAUAAUGACAAGAAGAUGAUGAAGCAUGGUUUGAAAUCCAGCAAGAGCUUGGAAAGUCUGGAUGUCAAAGCUCCAAAUGAGGUGUGGAAAGAUUCAUAUGACAAGCUCUUCGAUACUAAAGUCAGGAAAUUCAUGAAAGGAAAUAAAGCAGAUAAGGAAUACAGACCGGGGCCUGUGACAGCACAAACACUUGACCGCAAAAGCAAGAUAAACGUUGCAGCUUUACUUGAGAAUGCAGAUCGGAUGCGUCUCACUCCAUAUGAAUCAGAACCUGAUGAGAAAGCGGGGCCAUUCAAGAUCCAUUAUGAUACCAAUGAUUCUACAGGUGAAUACAACUCAGAUAUGUUACUACAAGGUUCUGACCUAAAGAGACCCAAAGCCAACAUUGCAAGUGAUGUUUCAUCGCAUCAGCCCAAAAUUAACUUGACUGAUGUUGGAAGUGAAAUCAACCUACAGGGUCGAACAUACACAAAUCCAGACAUAAAUGUUGGUAUUAGUACACCAGAUUCAAAUCUUACACUGCCAAAUACCCAAGGAACUCCUGUGAUGCACCUCACAAAAGGUCAUUUUAAAGGCCCAAAUGCAGUGCUUAAUUCCUCUGAUAUGGAUAUGGAUGUACCAUCAAUUCAUGUCAAGAAGCCAAAAUUUAAACUGCCAAAGUUUAACUUCUCUGGAAACAAGAAAACGGACAUCAAUUAUGAUGGAAAUAUGAAGGGGUCAAAAAUAUCGUUAUCAUCCCCUGAAGGAGCAGCAGGCCUUAAUGGUUCUGGUAUACAAAUUGAUGGACCAAAGGCUGAUUUCAGUGGUCUGAAAACAAACCUUCCAGACAUAGACAUGCCAUCUGGAAAACUGAAAACACCCACUUUCAGCAUGCCGGAUUUUGAUCUGUCAGGACCCAAAAUGAAGAUGCCUGACUAUGAUCUGAAGACCCCUGAAAUGGAUCUGUCAGCUCCAAAGUUUAAGGCAGACUUUGAUUCACCAGACAUCAACAUCAGAGGUCAUAAGCCAGAUAUCACAGCCCCAGACAUGGAUUUUGAUAUUACUAAAGCCACAUUUAAAGGACCAAAUUUCAAGAAACCCAAUCUUGACAUGAAUGCACCUGACCUUGACAUAAAUGCCCCUUCAGGUAAACUGAAGCUGCCAAAAUUUGGCAUCUCUGGAAGCAAGGCAGAAGGACCUGAUCUUAAAAUCAAAUCUCCAGACCUGAACCUCAAAAGCCCUAAAAUUAAGGGAGGAAUAGAUACCCAAGACAUGGAUCUGAAUCUGCCUCAAUCUGAUUUGAAAGGCCCAAGCCUAGAUAUCAAAUCACCUGAUAUUAAUGGCCCUUCAGGUAAAUUUAAUAUGCCAAAGCUAAAGAUGCCCAGUUUUGGCCUGUCAGGUUUGAAAGGGCCCCAUAUGAAUGUGGAUGCUGACAUUGAUAAGCCUGAUCUUAAUCUGCAAGCAUCAACUCCAACACUAAAUGCAGGGAUAAAUGGUCCUGACAUUGAUAUUCAUGGACCUAAUGCUGACCUCAAAGGUCCGAAAACAGACCUUACACUUCCUGACAUGGACAUGCCAUCUGGAAAAAUGAAAAUGCCCACUUUCAAGAUGCCUGAUUUUGGUCUCUCAGGACCCAAAAUAAAGACGCCUGACUAUGAUCUGAAGACCCCUGAAAUGGAUCUGUCAGCUCCAAAGAUAAAGGCAGACUAUGAUUCCUCAGACAUCAACAUUAAAGGUCAUAAGCCAGAUAUCACAGCACCUGACAUGAAUGUUAAUUUCCCUAAAGGUAAAAUUAAAGGACCAAAUUUAAAGACACCCAAUCUUGACAUGAACACACAUGACCUCGACAUAAAUGCCCCUUCAGGUAAACUGAAGCUGCCAAAAUUUGGCAUCUCUGGAAGCAAGCCAGAAGGACCUGAUCUUAAAAUCAAAUCUCCAGACCUAAAUCUCAAAAGCCCCAAAAUUAAGGGAGGAAUUGAUACCCCAGACAUGGAUCUGACUCUGCCUCAGUCUAAUUUGAAAGGCCCAAACCUAGAUAUCAAAUCACCUGAUAUUGAUGUUAAUGGCCCAUCAGGUAAAUUUAAUAUGCCAAAGUUAAAGAUGCCCAGUUUUGGCCUGUCAGGUUUAAAAGGGCCACAUAUGAAUGUGGAUGCUAACAUUGGUCAGCCAGACCUCAAUCUGAGUGCAUCAACUCCCAAACUAAAUGCAGGGAUAAAUGGUCCUGACAUUGACAUUCAUGGACCUAAUGCUGAUCUCAAAAGUCCAAAAACAGGCCUUAAACUUCCUGACAUGGACAUAGCGUCUGGAAAAAUGAAAACACCCACUUUCGAGAUGCCUGAUUUUGGUCUCUCAACACCCAAAAUCAAGGCGCCAGACUAUGAUCUGAAGACUCCUGAAAUGGAUCUCUCAGCUCAAAAGUUUAAGGCAGACUUUGAUUCCCCUGACUUCAACAUUAAAGGCCAUAAGCCAGAUAUCACAGCACCUGAUAUGAAUGUUGAAUUCCCUAAAGGUAAAAUUAAAGGACCAAAUUUCAAGAAACCCAAUCUUGACAUGAAUGCACCUGACCUCAACAUAAAUGCCCCUUCAGGUAAACUGAAGUUUCCAAAAUUUGGCUUCUCAAGUAGCAAGCCAAAGGGACCAGAUCUUAAAAUCAAAUCUCCAGACCUAAAUCUCACAAGUCCCAAAAUUAAGGGAGGAAUCGAUACUCCAGACAUGGAUCUGACUCUGCCUCAAACUGAUUUUAAAGGCCCAAACCUAGAUGUCAAAUCACCUGAUAUUGAUGUUAAUGGCCCAUCAGGUAAAUUUAAUAUGCCAAAGUUAAAGAUGCCCAGUUUUGGCCUGUCAGGUUUAAAAGGGCCCCAUAUGAAUGUGGAUGCUGACAUUGAUAAGCCUGACCUUAGUCUGAAAGCAUCAACUCCCACACUAAAUGCAGGGAUAAAUGGUCCUGACAUUGACAUUCAUGGACCUAAUGCUGAUCUGAAAAGUCCAAAAACAGUCCUUAAACUUCCUGACAUGGACUUACCAUCUGGAAAAAUGAAAAUGCCCACUUUCGAGAUGCCUGAUUUUGGUCUCUCAACACCCAAAAUCAAGACGCCUGACUAUGAUCUGAAGACCCCUGAAAUGGAUCUGUCAGCUCCAAAGUUUAAGGCAGACUUUGAUUCCCCUGAUUUCAACAUUAAAGGCCAUAAGCCAGAUAUCACAGCACCUGAUAUGAAUGUUGAUUUCCCUAAAGGUAAAAUUAAAGGACCAAAUUUCAAGAAACCCAAUCUUGACAUGAAUGCACCUGACCUCAACAUAAAUGCCCCUUCAGGCAAACUGAAGUUUCCAAAAUUUGGCUUCUCAAGUAACAAGCCAAAGGGAACAGAUCUUAAGAUCAAGUCUCCAGACCUGAAUCUCACAAGUCCCAAAAUUAAGGGAGGAAUCGAUACACCAGACAUGGAUCUGACUCUGCCUCAAACUGAUUUUAAAGGCCCAAACCUAGAUAUCAAAUCACCUGAUAUUGAUGUUAAUGGCCCUUCAGGAAAAUUUAAUAAGCCAAAGCUAAAGAUGCCCAGUUUUGGCCUGUCAGGUUUGAAAGGGCCACACAUGAAUGUGGAUGCUGACAUUGAUCAGCCUGACCUUAAUCUGAGUGCAUCAACUCCCAAACUAAAAGCAGGAAUAAAUAGUCCUGAUAUUGAUGUACAUGGACCUAAUGUAGAUCUCAGAGGUCCAAAUACAGAUCUUACACUUCCAGACAUUGACAAGCCUUCUGGAAAAAUGAAAAUGCCCACUUUAAAGAUGCCUAAGUUUGGUAUAUCAGGACCAAAAAUAAAGACGCCAGACUAUGAUUUGAAGACCCCUGAAAUGGAUUUGUCAGCUCCAAAGUUUAAGGCAGACUUUGAUUCCCCAGAUAUCAACAUUGGUGGUCAUAAGCCAGAUAUCACAGCACCUGAUAUGAAUGUUGAUUUCCCUAAAGGUAAAAUUAAAGGACCAAAUUUCAAGAAACCCAAUCUUGACAUGAAUGCACCUGACCUCAACAUAAAUGCCCCUUCAGGCAAACUGAAGUUUCCAAAAUUUGGCUUCUCAAGUAGCAAGCCGAAAGGACCAGAUCUUAAAAUCAAAUCUCCAGACCUGAAUCUCAAAAGCCCCAAAAUUAAGGGAGGAAUCAAUACCCCAGACAUGGAUCUGACUCUGCCUCAAACUGAUUUAAAUGGUCCAAACCUUGAUAUCCAAUCACCUGAUAUUGAUGUCAAAGGCCCUUCAGGUAAAUUGCACAUGCCAAAGAUGCCCAGUUUUGGCCUGUCAGGUUUGAAAGGGCCACACAUGAAUGUGGAUGCUGAUAUUGAUCAGCCUGACCUUAAUCUGAGUGCAUCAACUCCCAAACUAAAAGCAGGAAUAAAUGGUCCUGAUAUUGAUGUACAUGGACCUAAUGUAGAUCUCAGAGGUCCAAAUACAGAUCUUACACUUCCAGACAUUAACAAGCCUUCGGGAAAAAUGAAAAUGCCCACUUUAAAGAUGCCCAAGUUUGGUGUAUCAGGACCAAAAAUAAAGACACCAGACUAUGAUUUGAAGACCCCUGAAAUGGAUUUGUCAACGCCAAAGUUUAAGGCAGACUUUGAUUCCCCAGAUAUCAACAUUGGUGGUCAUAAGCCAGAUAUCACAGCACCUGAUAUGAAUGUUGAUUUCCCUAAAGGUAAAAUUAAAGGACCAAAUUUCAAGAAACCCAAUCUUGACAUGAAUGCACCUGAUCUCAAAAUAAAUUCCCCUUCAGGUAAACUGAAGUUUCCAAAAUUUGGCUUCUCAAGUAGCAAGCCGAAAGGACCAGAUCUUAAAAUCAAAUCUCCAGACCUGAAUCUCAAAAGCCCCAAAAUUAAGGGAGGAUUCGAUACCCCAGACAUGGAUCUGACUCUGCCUCAAACUGAUUUAAAUAGUCCAAACCUUGAUAUCCAGUCACCUGAUAUUGAUGUCAAAGGCCCUUCAGGUAAAUUCCACAUGCCAAAGAUGCCCAGUUUUGGCCUGUCAGGUUUGAAAGGGCCACACAUGAAUGUGGAUGCUGACAUUGAUCAGCCUGACCUUAAUCUAAAUGCAUCAACUCCCAAACUAAACGCAGGAAUAAAUGGUCCUGAUAUUGAUGUACAUGGACCUAAUGUAGAUCUCAGAGGUCCAAAUACAGAUUUUACACUUCCGGACGUUGACAAGCCUUCUGGAAAAAUGAAAAUGCCCACUUUAAAGAUGCCUAAGUUUGGUGUAUCAGGACCAAAAAUAAAGACGCCAGACUAUGAUUUGAAGACCCCUGAAAUGGAUUUGUCAACUCCAAAGUUUAAGGCAGACUUUGAUUCCCCAGACAUCAACAUUGGUGGUCAUAAGCCAGAUAUCACAGCACCUGAUAUGAAUGUUGAUUUCCCUAAAGGUAAAAUUAAAGGACCAAAUUUCAAGAAACCCAAUCUUGACAUGAAUGCACCUGACCUCAAUAUAAAUGCCCCUUCAGGUAAACUGAAGUUUCCAAAAUUUGGCUUCUCAAGUAGCAAGCCGAAAGGACCUGAUCUUAAAAUCAAAUCUCCAGACCUGAAUCUCAAAAGCCCCAAAAUUAAGGGAGGAAUCGAUACCCCAGACAUGGAUCUGACUCUGCCUCAAACUGAUUUAAAUGGUCCGAACCUAGAUGUCAAAUCACCUGAUAUUGAUGUUAAUGGUCCUUCAGGUAAAUUUAAUAUGCCAAAGCUAAAGAUGCCUAGUUUUGGCCUGUCAGGUUUGAAAGGGCCACACAUGAAUGUGGAUGCUGACAUUGAUCAGCCUGACCUUAAUCUGAGUGCAUCAACUCCCAAACUAAAUGCAGGGAUAGAUGGUCCUGACAUUGACAUUCAUGGACCUAAUGCUGAUCUCAAAGGUCCGAAAACAGACUUUACAUUUCCUGACAUGAACAUGCCAUCUGGAAAAAUGAAGAUGCCCACUUUAAAGAUGCCCAAGUUUGGUGUCUCAGGACCAAACAUAAAGACACCGGACUAUGAUCUGAAGACCCCUGAAAUGGAUCUGUCAGCUCCAAAGUUUAAGGCAGACUUUGAUUCCCCUGACUUCAACAUUAAAGGCCAUAAGCCAGAUAUCACAGGCCCAGACAUAAAUGGUAAAUUUAAAGGACCAAACUUGAAGACACCCAAUCUUGACAUGAAUGCACCUGACCUCGACAUCAGUGCCCCUUCAGGUAAACUGAAGCUUCCAAAAAUUGGCUUCUCGGGUAGCAAACCAAAAGGGCCCAAUUUUAAUAUCCAAUCUCCAGACCUGAAUCUUAAAAGCCCCAAAAUUAAGGGAGGAAUUGAUACCCCAGACAUGGAUCUGACUCUGCCUCAAGCUGAUUUAAAAGGCCCAAACCUAGGUCUCAAAUCACCUGAUAUUGAUGUUAAUGGUCCUUCAGGUAAAUUUAAUAUGCCAAAGCUAAAGAUGCCCAGUGUUGGCCUGUCAGGUUUGAAAGGGCCACAUAUGAAUAUGGAUGCUGACUUUGAUCAGCCUGACCUUAAUCUGAGUGCAUCAACUCCCAAACUAAAUGCAGGGUUAAAUGGUCCUGAUAUUGAUGUACAUACACCUAAAGCUGAUUUCAAGGGUCCAAACACCAACCUUUCAUUUCCAGACAUGAACAUGCCAUCUGGAAAAAUGAAAAUGCCCACUUUCAAGAUGCCUGAUGUUGGUUUCUCAGGACCCAAAAUCAAGACACCAGACUAUGAUCUGGAGACCUCUAAAAUGGAUCUGUCAGCUCCAAAGUUUAAGGCAGACUAUGAUUCGCCAGAUAUUACAGCCCCAGACAUGAAUGUUGAUUUCCCUAAGGGUAAAAUGAAUAGACCAAAUUUCAAGAAACCCAAUCUUGAUUUGAACACUCCAGACUUUGACAUUGAUGCACCUUCAGGUAAACUGAAGCUGCCAAAGGUGGGCCUCUCAGGCAGCAAGCUAGAAGGACCUGAUCUUAAAAUCAAAUCUCCAAAGUUGAAUCUCAAAAGCCCCAAAAUGAAGGGAAGAUUUGAUACCCCAGACAUGCCUCAGUCUGAUUUGAAAGGCCCAAACCUUGAUAUCAAAUCACCUGAUAUUGAUGUUAAUGGCCCUUCAGGAAGAUUUAAUAUGCCACAGUUAAAGAUGCCAAGUUUUGGCCUGUCAGGUUUGAAAGGGCCACAUAUGAAUGUGGAGGCUGACAUUGAUCAGCCUGACCUUAAUCUGAAGAAAUCAGCUCCCAUACUAAAGGGUGGGAUUAAUCAUCCUGAUAUUGACAUUUAUGGACCUAACGCUGAUCUUAAAGGUCCAAGAACAGAUCUUACACUUCCAGACAUGCACAUGCCAUCUGGGAAAAUGAAGAUACCUGAUAUUGGUUUCUCAGGACCCAAAAUAAAGACACCUGACUAUGAUCUAAAGAGCCCUAAAAUGGAUCUCUCAGCGCCAAAGAUUAAGACUGAUUUUGAUUCCCCAGACUUCAAUAUCAGUGGUCAUAAGCCAGAUAUCACAGCCCCAGAUAUGAGUGUUAAUUUCCCUAAAGGUAAAAUUAAAGGACCAAAUGUUAAGAAACCCAAUCUUGAUGUGAAUGCACCAGACUUUGACAUUGACGCUCCUCCUGGGAAACUGAAACUCUCAGGAAACAUGCCAGAAGGACCAGAUCUUAAAUUCAGCUCUCCAAAUAUGAAUCUCAAAACCCCCCGAAUUAAAGGAGGAAUUGAUAGCCCUGACUUUCAAGGCCUGGGAUCUGAUGUUGAUUUUGGUGCCUAUACACAAAUACAUACUAACAAUUUUGCCGUCCCAAGAGGUAAAAUAAAGGCAGCCAAAACAAAUGAUCUUGAUGCUAUUAGAAUACCGACUCAUCAGAAAUAUGGUGCCUCAGAACUUAACAUGCAGGACCCCUAUUUUGACUUGAACAGGGACAUGAAAUUUUCAGGAAAAGCCCAGUGGCCUACAAUGCAAAAACAUCUCUCCGGCUCACCUGAUAUUACAAUGGCUUUACCCACCUCAAAGACCAGAAUCUCUGGUGUACAUCCAACAUCAUCAGAUGUUUACUACAGUGAUAUGUCUGGGGCACUCAGGUCAAGAGAUCAUAAAAUAAAAGCAAGUAACUUUGAUAUGGAUGACAACUGGAACAAUAUAUCAGUGCCUAGACUUCAAGUUUCAAGAAGUAGAGAGAAUUUGGCUUUGAGAAAUUCAAAUAUGGGAAUGAGUACCAUGCAAAGAUCACCCCAUAUGGGAGGUAAUGCAGGUUAUUAUAAGAAAAAACAUAUGGUUCCUGGACGUCAUUACACUACUGAUGACAUAUGCUACACUUACAAAGGGAUGCCUAGAAAAGAUGGAUGGGGAAAUGGGCAAGCUGACUCUAGUCGCAGACAGACAUUGAGACGUCUGCAAAUACAUGCAAUGGAUUUGGAGGUUCCAGAAAGCACAUUGAAAGGGUCAAAAUUCAACGUUCUUAAACUAAUAUAGUAGGAUAAAUAAAAGGAAAAGACAUGAGAGACAAGAAUGAGCUUGUCCUUGGUAAUCAUGUUUACAGAGCUGUUAGUGGGCUGGUUAGUGGGCCUGUUUGUAUAAAACACUUCAAGUAGAUACUGUAAGUGGGGUUGAGCAAACUUAACACUGAUGAACAAACCUUAUAGAGAUGUUAUUUUGGAAUACAUAAACUUGCCCUUAUCAUAGAUCAUUAGACUCCAUAAAAAAACGUUCCAAGUAUAGUUUCUAAAUCUUUUUUUUUUUUUUUUUUAUGUAUAAUGACAAUAUUAUGUGGAGCUUGCCUGAUUGAAUAUUGUAUUUAUAUAUUUUGUAAAUAAUGUAAAAUGCUACAGUAAUGUAUAAAUACAAUGUGGAUGAGUUAUACAUUGAGCAAAAAGGUUUUGUCUGGAAAAUAGUGUGUCUGGUGAAUGUCUUGUUUCUUGCCAUCUUUUUUUAGAUACUCAUCUAUCUCAUGUUUUUAGCAUUGUUAUGCUCAGUGAUAUAUUAAGGACUGGGGGGAUUUGUUUUGAAGGAUGUACAUAAAUAAUUUGUGAAAUAUUCAUUCUAACAUUGUUGCUACAUCUUCUGUUGAUAUACAAAAGUUGUUGUUUUUUUUAUUAUAGAAUACUUCAGAUGUUAUGUGAUUGAAAUAAACAAAAUAUAUACCA